AUAUAUCCUGGAAUUUAUUAGAUUGAAUUCAACUAUAAAUAAUCAACUAUUGACUAUAAUUCAUUAGUUCAGCUCAAAACGAAGACAUCAUGAAGUACCUUAUUGCUGGUUUAUUCUUGACUCUGGUAGUCGCCGUUUUUGCCCUUCCCAGCGACUACAGUGGCGCAAGCGGCGGAAAAAGCGAACACACUGGUCACUUGGGUGAGAAUUCUGGUGUAUUCAUGGGCAAUCAAGGCCACAGCCAACAAGGUGGUGAAGUUCAUGGCACACUGAGCAAUGUAGGUAAUAAAGGUGUCAAAGUCAACGGCGAUGACUUACCGGAGCUGGGAGGAGAACAAGAACCAGAAGAAGAACCGGAGCAGGAACCACUUGAAAUUAUCGAAGACCCCGACGUACACCCAGAAAUCGAUUCCGACGAAGCUUAAGCAAAUAUGAAAUAAAAUAAAGACCAUAAAUAAAA
This is a messenger RNA of Aethina tumida (small hive beetle), 460 nucleotides long. RefSeq lists its product as uncharacterized. Bases 90 to 425 code for a protein of 111 amino acids. Lineage: Eukaryota; Metazoa; Arthropoda; Insecta; Coleoptera; Nitidulidae. The record is from RefSeq and is a predicted model, not a curated record. The transcript is spliced from 3 exons.